Dermatophagoides pteronyssinus (European house dust mite) is the source of this 3131-nucleotide messenger RNA. RefSeq names its product nonsense-mediated mRNA decay factor SMG8. The record is from RefSeq and is a predicted model, not a curated record. Gene Ontology annotation, biological process: nuclear-transcribed mRNA catabolic process, nonsense-mediated decay. Lineage: Eukaryota; Metazoa; Arthropoda; Arachnida; Sarcoptiformes; Pyroglyphidae.
AUGAAGUCGGGAUCGGAAACUAAAUUUUUAGAUUCAUUGAUGAAUUCACAGCUUGAUUUAGAUGAUUCGAAGCCAAAUUAUGUCACUGCUUCAAAAACUUUUUCUCUCUUCUCAGUUGAAGAUUCUAGUAUGAAGAAUGUUAUGAAAUUUAUUGAAGAUCAAUCGAUUUCGGAUAAAUCUGAUCGUGUUUCUAUUGUUUCAAUCAUUGGUAAAUCGGCUCUACAAUCUUGCAAUGCCAAAGCCACUUGUAUACCCGAAUGGAUUGGACAAAGUUUGUUCAAUUCUAAACUUCAUGAUGAAACCUUAUUAUUUAAAGAUGAUUUUGUACAAAUCGAUGGAUAUUAUGAUGUAAACAACCGAAUGAUUCUUCUUCAUUUGACAUCAAUUUUAGAUACAUGUGCCGUACUUGAUAUUUUUGAAAAUUUGGAAAAACAAUUUAUUGAAAAGGGCUUCCUUACCAUGUGGCCUGAUCUGCUGACCGAUCUGUAUAAAUCAAUACUUUUGAUUUUCUACGUUAGUAAUAUCGUCAUUAUAACAAACCCCUCGCCUCGAUUCGAUAUUGGUUGCAUCAACAUGUUAAGAAUAAUUGAUUCGACUAAAAUCAAAUUACAACCAUUUGUUUCGGAAAUGUUUAGCUCUUUCAAUAAGAUUUCAAACAAUAUUAUGAAAAACAUGUUUAUGCCACAACUUUUAUUCAUUUUUGAAGCAUAUGAUGGAUAUGAUUAUAUAACGGAAUCAAAUAACAAAUUCUAUGUUAAACAACUUGAAGAACAGAUUGUCAAACUAUUUCGUAAAACUCGACUAAUCAAUUCGUUGUUUACUAUUCCAUCAUUGAAUUCGUUUGUUUUUAUCGUUACUAAAACAUCAACAAUAAUCAAUUAUGAUGAAUAUUUUUUCGAAAAUAUUUUAAAUCGUUGUUUGAAUGAUAAUUUUGGUAAUGAUCAAAACUGUUCACUUCAAUAUCGACAGAUGGUCCAAGAAAAUUUGCCAUUUUCAAAUUUCAUUCUUCCUCACAUCAAUUCUCUUGUGAAAAAUUCCAAAGAUUCUGUCAAAUCUAAUGAAUUAAUCAAAGUGAAAACAUUUUUCAAAUUAUUCAUAGCAUUCAAAGAGCUUUUAUUUAAACAAACAUAUUCAGGCAUUAGCAGUGAGAAAACAAAAAAUUUGCAAAAGAUUUUAGAUUCACUUCAUUCAACAUUGGACAUCGAUAAUCGUUUUUCCGAAAGUAGAUGUUCCAAAAUGGUAUCAAAUGCUGUCAAUUACUACAAGGAUAAUUUACCGUCCCAUUACACACGCGAAACUCAUGAACGAAAAUUAUUGUUAACACUACAACAUUUUACUAUGCAAUCAAGAGGUCCAGCUAUCUACAAAUACAUCAAAAUAAUUCAAAAUGAAUGUACGUCAUAUUGGACCAAUGGACAUAAAAUGUGUGAAGAGUUAAGUCUGACUGGAAAUCAUUGUGUCAAUAAAAUUCAUCGAUUACCACAUGAUGACUAUUGUACUGACCAGCCUUUAUCUGAAACAGAAGGAUCUGCAGCUGAAUCUAACCAGAACAAUGUUCCAGUAAUGCCACAUAACAGUAUGGUGAAAAUAAUUUCCGCUUGUGAUUGUGGUCGUCGUCAAAGUAAUCGCGAAGAUCCAUUUACAAUAAAAGCGGCAAACUAUGAUUUUUAUCUUAAAAUGCGAUACAAAUGUCACACAUGCCGUAAUAUUGCAAGAUAUAAAUUUCAUGUGUACGACUCGAAUAUUGAGAUGGAGAAUUUAAGUUCUAGUCAGAAUAUGACUGGAACAAAAAGUGAAAAUUUGCGUGAUAGUCCAGUUAUGAAAACAUUCAACGAUACUGUAUUAUCUCAAGUAGCAUCUGAAGAUAUUGAUGACAAGAAUGAUGCAGAUGUCGAAGAUUCUGUUGAAACUCAACAGAAUGAUAUAUUAUUGAGUAUCGAUAAUCUUUCAAAUAAUGAAGAUUCUAUUUCAUCAAAUAAUGAUGAUCAUGAUUUCAGUGCCAUCGAUGAUGUUAAACAUUCAAGAUCUAAUGAAAAUGAUGAAUCAAAUGAAAGAUCGGUCGAUUAUAAAAAUGAUAGUUCACAAUAUGGUGAAUCUCAAUCAUCAGAUGAUAUAGAAGAAGAUGAAGAAUUUUCUAAUGAAAAAGAAUUUCUCAGUGAAGACGAAGAUGAUGAAGAAUUUCUUAAAGAACAACAUUCUCCAACAACUUCAUCUUCAGCUAAAGAGAUAAUCGAUUUGAAAACAUUACCGACAAUGAUACAUACAUUGUUGGGUGUAGACAAUAAUUUACCUGCUCGCUUUGCUUCUUGGUCAUUGGUUUGUUUUGGUUCGUCAAGUAUCUAUUCACAUAAUCUUGGCAUACAAGAUCAACAAGGAUUCGUCAAAGGUUCUCAUUAUUUGUUACCAUGGAAUGUUACGGUUAUUUUACAACAUUGGAGAAAUAUGCCACCGCUGUGGGAAGGUAAGCGACCUCCCGGUAUCAAACAUAAGAAAAAUGUAAAAGAUGGUACACAAUUUACUGUGAAAAUUUUCAUCGGUGUUGAAUAUGAAUGUUUUAAUGGUCAUCGAUUUAUUGCAUCGAAACCGGAUCAAAUUCUUAAGACUAAUACAUACAAAUUUAGAGAAACAGCCGAAUCAAUUGCAAAAAAUGAUAUGCCAUUGUAUAUGCAUUGUGUUUGCAGUCGUUCAUCUAAACCAUGUGUUGCACAAUUGAUGCGAAUUCAUAUUGUCACACCGAAAGCUCCAAUCAAUGUGACUUUAAAUCCUAUGAUUCAGGUUACGCCAAAUGCUAGUCUUUUGUUUUAUCUGGGCAACAAAGAACCAAUUCGAUUAACACAAUCAACAUAUUGGGUAUUACGUUUACCAAUGAUUUAUGGUACAGAUAUUGAUGGAGCAUUCAGUUUUCCUAAAGAACCAUUACCAUAUUGUCGCCUUUUAAAAGGUUGUUAUGGUAUUGCCGAUCAGAUUGACAGCCAUCACAAUCAUCAUCUUAAUCGUAAAUAAUCAUCAUGUAUGAAACUUUUUUUUUGUGCAAAAUUUGAACUUUGUUAUUUGAUUUGUUUUCGGAUUUUUAAUUUGUGCGCAAGAUUUUCCUAUCUAUAUAUUAAUAAUGUAUGUGUCUGAUAUCAUCG